GCGCCUCCACGGACGGCGAACCGUGGCGGAGAUGGAAGCGAGCCUGUUGCGCCAGUGCCCGCUGCUUCUGCCUCAGAACCGGGCGAAAACCGUGUACGAAGGAUUCAUUUCAGUUCAGGGACGAGAUUUUCACCUUAGAAUAGAGUUGCCUGAAGAUUUACAAAUGAAGAAUGCAAGAUUAUUAUGUAGUUGGCAACUGAAAACAAUACUUAAUGGAUACCAUCAAAUAGUACAACAGAGAAUGCAGCACUCUCCUGAUCUAAUGAGCUUUCUGAUGGAGUUGAAGAUGGUUUUGGAAGUUGCUUUAAAGAAGAAACAGGAGUUGUGUCCACCACCUCCUCCUCCCCAGUUCUACUCAAGCCUUAUUGAAGAGAUAGGAAUUCUUGGUUGGGACAAACUUGUAUUUGUGGAUACUUGUCUCAGUACCAUCAAGUUAAAAGCUGAAGAUGCUUCUGGUAGAAAACAUUUAAUUACUCUCAAGUUGAAGGCAAAGUACCCUGCAGAAUCACCAGAUUGUUUUGUGGAUUUUCCUGUUCCAUUUUCUGUUUCUUGGACACCACAGAGCUCUUUAAUAAGCAUUUACGGUCAGUUUUUGGCAGCCUUAGAAUCACUGAAAGCAUUCUGGGAUGUUACAGAUGAAAUCGACGAGAAGACUUGGGUACUGGAGCCAGAAAAACCUACACGGAGUGCAACAGCACGCAGGAUUGCACUGGGGAAUAAUGCUUCAAUACAUAUAGAGGUUGACCCCAAGCAUCCUACUAUGCUUCCUGAGUGCUGCUUUCUUGGAGCUGACCAUGUGGUAAAACCUCUUGGAAUUAAGCUGAGCAGGAACAUACAUUUGUGGGAUCCAGAAAAUAGUCUGUUACAAAAUUUGAAAGAUGUUUUAGAAAUAGAUUUUCCAGCUCGCACUAACCUGGAAAAAUCUGAUUUUUCUAUGGAUUGUGGCAUUUGUUAUUCAUAUCAACUUGAUGGUGCCAUUCCUGAUCAAGUGUGUGAUAAUCCUCAAUGUGCACAGCCUUUCCAUCAAAUAUGCUUAUAUGAGUGGUUGAGAGGACUGUUGACUAGUAGACAGAGUUUUAACAUCAUAUUUGGUGAAUGCCCAUAUUGUAGUAAGCCAAUUACCUUGAAAAUGUCUGGGAGGAAAUCCUAAAAUAAGAAUGUAACAUUUCUGUGAAGAACUGGCAGCCUUAAGAAUUAUCAAAAGGAUUUUAUUUGAUAUCUUCAGAGAAAGUAUAAAGUAAGACCUACUAAAAUCAAAAGAAAAAGAACGAUAAAGCCAUAAUAAUACACGUCAGUAACUGUCUCUUCACUGAGAGUAGAGUCUCUGACCUCCAUUCCGGUUGGAGAAGUAUAUGUAUACCAAGAUGAAGAUCUUGAAUUGUCGAG
Lynx canadensis (Canada lynx) is the source of this 1386-nucleotide messenger RNA. It is a transcript of the gene FANCL, whose product is annotated as FA complementation group L. Gene Ontology annotation, cellular component: nucleus; Fanconi anaemia nuclear complex. NCBI's taxonomy places the organism in Eukaryota, Metazoa, Chordata, Mammalia, Carnivora, Felidae. Gene Ontology annotation, biological process: protein monoubiquitination; interstrand cross-link repair. The transcript has 14 exons. Bases 32 to 1150 code for a protein of 372 amino acids. Gene Ontology annotation, molecular function: ubiquitin protein ligase activity. The record is from RefSeq and is a predicted model, not a curated record.